This is a messenger RNA of Aphidius gifuensis, 2731 nucleotides long. It is a transcript of the gene Hsp83, whose product is annotated as heat shock protein 83. Gene Ontology annotation, cellular component: cytosol; plasma membrane; perinuclear region of cytoplasm. Gene Ontology annotation, molecular function: ATP-dependent protein folding chaperone; disordered domain specific binding; ATP binding. The coding region runs from base 338 to 2503 and encodes 721 amino acids. The transcript is spliced from 2 exons. The record is from RefSeq and is a predicted model, not a curated record. Lineage: Eukaryota; Metazoa; Arthropoda; Insecta; Hymenoptera; Braconidae. Gene Ontology annotation, biological process: cellular response to heat; protein folding; protein stabilization.
AACAAAAACUUGACAAAUAAUUUUUUAAAUUACCAAAAAAAUAUAAAAUAAUAUUUUCUUAAUUAUAUUUUGUCAAUACAGUUUAUUAAUAAUUUUUUUUUAAUGAUAAAAAAUGUUGAUAGUGUUGCGGUAUUGACCGGAUGUUUGGUAGUCAGUUGACCAAAACAUUCGAGAAAAUUCGAGAAUAUUCCGGAACAACCGAGGGUAUAUAAAUGGCCUUGAACACGGCGCGGCAUAUUACUAUCUUGUGAGAUAUCGUACCAAGCGUGUUUUCUGUGUUUCAAUCAAGUUUUAAACGUUUUUUUCUCUAUUAGCAUUAUAUCAAUUACAAUUGAAAAUGCCUGAACAAAUGGAGACUACCGGUGAAGUUGAGACCUUUGCCUUCCAGGCUGAGAUCGCUCAAUUGAUGAGUUUGAUCAUCAACACCUUCUACUCAAACAAAGAAAUUUUUCUUCGUGAAUUGAUUUCUAACUCAAGUGAUGCUCUUGACAAAAUUCGUUAUGAAUCACUCACUGAUCCAACCAAACUUGACAGUGGCAAGGAUCUUUCAAUCAAGAUUAUUCCAAACAAAGAAGAAGGUACCUUGACCCUCAUUGAUACUGGUAUUGGUAUGACCAAAGCUGAUCUUGUCAACAAUCUUGGUACAAUUGCCAAAUCAGGAACAAAAGCAUUUAUGGAAGCUCUUCAAGCUGGUGCUGAUAUUUCUAUGAUUGGUCAAUUUGGUGUUGGUUUCUAUUCAGCUUAUCUUAUUGCUGAUAAAGUAACUGUUACAUCAAAACACAAUGAUGAUGAACAAUACAUUUGGGAAUCAGCAGCUGGUGGUUCAUUCACUGUACGUACUGACAACUCUGAACCACUUGGACGUGGUACCAAGAUUGUUCUUCACAUUAAAGAAGAUCAAACUGAAUAUCUUGAAGAAAGUAAAAUCAAAGAAAUUGUCAAAAAACAUUCACAAUUCAUUGGUUAUCCAAUUAAAUUGGUUGUACAAAAAGAACGUGAAAAAGAAUUGAGUGAAGAUGAAGCUGAAGAAGAAAAACCAGCAGAAGAAAAAAAAGCUGAAGAAGAUGCUGAACCAAAAAUUGAAGAUGUUGGUGAAGAUGAAGAAGAAGAUAAAGAAAAGAAAGUAGAAAAAAAAAAGAAGACCAUCAAAGAAAAAUAUACUGAAGAUGAAGAACUCAACAAAACAAAACCAAUCUGGACAAGAAACCCAGAUGAUAUUACUCAUGAUGAGUAUGGUGAAUUUUACAAAUCACUCACCAAUGACUGGGAAGAUCAUCUUGCUGUAAAACAUUUUUCAGUUGAAGGUCAACUUGAAUUCCGUGCUCUUCUUUAUGUACCACGUCGUAUGCCAUUUGAUCUCUUUGAAAAUAAAAAACGUAAGAACAACAUUAAACUUUAUGUUCGUCGUGUAUUCAUCAUGGACAACUGUGAAGAACUCAUUCCUGAAUAUCUUAACUUCAUGAAGGGUGUUGUUGACAGUGAAGAUUUACCACUUAAUAUUUCACGUGAAAUGUUACAACAAAAUAAAAUUCUUAAAGUUAUUCGUAAAAAUCUUGUCAAAAAAUGUCUUGAACUUUUUGAAGAACUCAGUGAAGACAAAGAAAAUUACAAAAAAUUCUACGAACAAUUUAGUAAAAAUUUGAAAUUGGGAAUUCAUGAAGAUAGCACCAACCGUAAUAAAUUGGCUGAUAUGUUGAGAUAUCAUACAUCAUCAUCUGGUGAAGAAAGUUGUGCAUUGAAAGAAUAUGUUGGUCGUAUGAAAGAAAAUCAAAAACACAUUUACUACAUCACUGGUGAAAGUAAAGAUCAAGUUGCAAACAGUUCAUUUGUUGAACGUGUUAAGAAACGUGGUUUUGAAGUUGUUUAUAUGACUGAACCAAUUGAUGAAUAUGUUGUACAACAACUUAAAGAAUUUGAUGGUAAACAACUUGUAUCUGUUACAAAAGAAGGUCUUGAAUUACCAGAAGAUGAAGAAGAAAAGAAAAAAAUGGAAGAAGACAAAGUUAAAUUUGAAGAACUUUGUAAAACCAUGAAAACAAUUCUUGACAACAAAGUUGAAAAAGUUGUUGUAUCAAAUCGUCUUGUAGAUUCACCAUGUUGUAUUGUUACAUCACAAUAUGGCUGGACUGCUAACAUGGAAAGAAUCAUGAAAGCACAAGCACUCAGAGAUACAUCAACCAUGGGUUAUAUGUCUGCUAAAAAACAUUUGGAAAUUAAUCCAGAUCAUCCAGUCAUUGAAACACUCAGACAAAAAGCUGAUGCUGAUAAAAAUGAUAAAUCAGUUAAAGAUUUAGUUGUUCUUCUUUUUGAAACAUCAUUAUUAUCAUCUGGUUUUAGUUUGGAAGAACCACAAGUACAUGCUGCACGUAUUUAUCGUAUGGUCAAACUUGGUCUUGGUAUUGAUGAUGAUGAACCAAUUGCUGAAGAGCCAAAGGUUGCUGAUGAAGCUCCAGCUGUUGAAGCUGAUGGUGAAGAUGCAUCACGUAUGGAAGAAGUUGAUUAAUUUAAUCACUUUUAGACUGAAAAAAAUAACAACUACACAACAAUAUAUCAACAAUAACAAAUUUUAACUGGGUCAUUAACAUUGUGAUCUUGUUUUUUUUUUUUUUUUCUUCAUUUUAACAUACGUUAAAGUUUAUCCAUUUCAUGACUUGAUUAAAUCAUUCCUAGACUUCAUGUUUUUUUUUUUUCUUCUUUUUCUUUUUUUAUAUAAAUAAAAUACCAAAUAAUA